AGAGGAGCAAGAAGAAACCUGUGUGAUAAGCACACACCCAUGCACACACACACACACACACAGCUACACCCACACACACACACCUCUCCGCUGCAUGCACCAAGGUUCCUGCUGUUUCUCAUUCUCCACAGGUCAAAGGGAUUUUCUGUGAAAGCUACAUGUCACACAAUACAGCCACCAUGCAUGAGCCAACAAAAGGUAAGAUCUCCGCAGGUAAUGUAGUACCGCUCUCUCUCUCUCUCUCUCUGUCUUCUCCCGCUCUGAGUGCUCUAUUGUCACUUUCAGUUUCAUUUACUAAUGGAAACAAACAGUAGCAUGGGUGGAAAACCUUUUUGUCUAAGAUACCAAAGUUCAUAUACAUUAGUAUUUAGCUAAAGCAUUAUCUUUGUCAAUAUAAAAACACAUUCACAAAUAGUAUCAUUGUCUAAAAAACCUCUAGGGAUCUUACAAAGAAGCUUAUAUCCAAGACAUUUAGAUGGAAACCUAGACAGUUCUAAAGGUAAGUGAGCAAUUUAAAAAAAUCAAAAUGGAGCAAAUUUUUUUUUAACACGGCUAAAUUUUGGGUCACAGAGUUCGUAUGUAAACAUUGUCAAACUGGUUUUCCAACCAUCACAAAUGCUAGCAGAGCUAGCACCACCAGCCUUUGAUUACACGUCUGUGCUUGUUAUACAUUGCUCUAGCCUGGCAGUAACACGCCAGUUAACUUCACACAGCCUAUCUCCAUUUUUAGCAUCACGAUACCAAACUAAGCCGCGCUUAGAGAUGCAUAGCUGUUGGAACCAGAUCUGUGAUUAUAAAUGCGUCUAAUUUUGUAUGUAAUGAUUCAGCACUGUGCAAUAAAAAGAGAACCUGAGCUCCCAGGCAGCUAGCAGUCUGCGCUUUCGCACUUAAAUUAGCACUCCACUGCUGCCUGUCUUUAAAUACACUCUAUGUGUUGUAUUCCUAUCACUGAUGUUUGUUUUUAAUGUGUUAACACCAACCUGUUAAUGAGAUUGGUGAAAGAAAUUAGCCACUUGGCCGUAAUCUCGCAUAUUUACAUCUAAAAAAAAAAAUGUAAUGUUCUAGACAAGUGAUAGACAUCUUUCCCUGGUGCUGCUUGUUAUUAUGAUGUUUGUUUAACAUCAUUCCAACAACAUAAUGUGCUGUCAAUUACACAGUUGAUCAUGACAAAUGCAGGUUUACAUUUGCUUUAACCUCCACUAAAAUAGAAGCGAUACGAAAGAAAGUCAAGAUGAGGCUCAGAUCUAUCCUCUGUUUCAUACAGCAAUGAAAACAUAUAGGAGUGAACGUUUCCCUUAUACCCAUGCUGUUGCUCACCUUUACGUCUGUAUGAACCGCUGUCACGGACCUGCUCAGCUGUUGCAGUUUCGGUCUGCGAUAAGAAACUGAAGAGCUAUUUUUUGCUCAUGAUUCAUUGAUCCUGUGAGUUGGUUAGAGCAGAUGCAGUUGUCUCUGUUUUUGUGUGACUCAUUAUUUGAGUGGGUAUGUCAAGUAGUCUUUCAGCUUAGAUUACUUCUAAUGCUUUUGCUAACAGAAGACUUUGUGGAUAAAAUUACGAGCUAAUUAUAUGAUUACAGAACUAAAUAUGAGCCACUGAGUGAGUUAUGUAUUUUGUCUUUUAUUUGCACUUCUCCUCACAGAGGACGUCUAUGCAUAUGCACUGUCCAAGACUCUGACCAAAGUCACAUCACCUGCAACUGUAGGACUCUACUCCUCAUGUCAUAAUCGCAUUAAUGUGAUCCUCGGACGAAUGGAAGGUAAGCUGUCAAUCUCUCUGCACCAACCAUGUUACAUUGUCACUUUUUUCUUCAAUCAGUCAAUAAAAAGAAGAAAUAUGGGACAGUAUGAGGCGUUUAAAAUUCCUACUGGUGCAUCAAAAGGAGAAAAUGACCUUCAAAUAAUUCAUAUUCAGUGUUUUCACGCCCCAGUGUUGGCUGUAAACAUAACUGCAGAGUGUGAAAUUAUGGUAUGUUGCCUGUAGAAACUGCACCUGUUAGCAGCAGAAAUGCUGUGGCAGCAUGUAGUGCCACAGGCAUGGAAAACUUUCAGAAGACGUGUUGAAGAAAAAGGUCAGCAGGAAGUGUGGAAUGGUGGUAUUAGUUUACAAAAGAUGGUUGAAAACAGGAAAAAGCAGAAAAAGGGAAAUUCAUGUUAGGUGGAAACAAGAAGUUCAAUAAGCUGGCUUCUCUACAUGAAACGUAGAAGUUUUACAGUUAGGUGUUGGGUGAAUUACAGAGAGAUCCAAAAACCUAUAAGCAAACUUACAUAUUGAUGAAUCCUUACAUUUUCUACAAGGAAGUGAACUAUUUUACCUAUUACUCUCUAUCUUAAGAGAACCAAACUACUCCUCUAGGCAAAAUGAUACAAACCUGUUUUUACUUCUUCCAUGCUGUACAGCUAACCAAAGAUGACAGGCAGAACAACAAGUUUCACAAGAAAACCAGGGAGAACCCUUUUUGUCACAGGUCAGAGUCCUUGGAAAUAACAAAACAAGAAAAUUAGAAAAGCUUGUGUUGUCAAUAAAAUGUAUAAGCCCUACUGAGAAAUCAAAAAGAGAUCAACAUCAAAGUAUCAAGUUUAUUUGCACUGACUCAGCUGCUGCUGUCAAAUAAUCACAGUACUGUGUUUUGAACCUAGAAAUGAACUGUGCGGCACCUCUGAGCUUGUGCUUUAAUGAGACUUUCACCACUCAAUGAUUGAUUUAAAGGUGGACAUUGUGUUUCUGGCCUGCAGGCUUUCAGGGCUCUCUGUGGCCUAAGGCAGGGUUUUCAAAGUAAGGGUCACAGCCCCCCUGGGGGUCACCGGGAGCGGUAAGAUGGUAGCAGAGACUUAGAAGGAAGAGAAGGGAAGAAAAACAAAACAAAACACAGACACAAAAUAAGAGACGCCAACCAGAAUCAAGCACCUACUAUGAGCGACUGUGAUCUUUCAUUAAGUUCUGUUUCCACUGAAAACUAUUUCUUCUCAAAGUGGGAAAGUUUCUUGAAAGUAAAAGAUGACCAGGUGACCAGACGAGGCACGACUCAGCUGCAACAAAACCACAAACAUAUUAAUAUGAGUAGCGAUGACUCAUCAGUAAUAAGAUUCACUGCAGCAAAUAAGAAUGGCCAGAGUUGUUUUGAGUUGACUUGUUUGAUAUGUUUUAUAUAAAAGCAAUCCAGCCACUAGAAGAUAAUGUGCCACUCUCAGAGACUCUUCGAAUUACAUUGUCCUACAUUUCCCUCAAUGAAAAAUUAACAGAGAAAACACAAACAGAAUCCAGAGGUUGAACUUUACUAACUCUUGAGCGUACUCCUCCUCAUGAAAAACACACAACCAGGUACAACCUUGAACUUAAGUGAAAACAGGUAUACUCUUAAAAAAUGUGAGAGUUAAACGCCAAAAAAACAGCCAUUCAUCUGAAUUUCAUCUAUGGCUGAAUGAAAGUAGAGAGGUCGAUUUGCAUUAAAAGGUUGGAACAUGAAAUCACACAUUUCCAUUUUGUAAAGCGGUAACAUCGGGUGAACCAAGCGAAGCGCGAUUCUUUCAGUGGAGAGCUCCAAAAAGGAGAGAAAGGUUUAAGGUUGUUUCUUUGUGUUCUGCAGAAAGUCUCGCAGUAUACAAGGUGUACUGUAGGCUUGCAUAAUGAGCUCCCAAACCAUGGCAAAAUCUAUUGCACAUGCGGAACCAAAUUCUAUGCUCUUAUAGUAAUGUUCAAAUAAAAAUAAGGAAAUGAGUGUUUCAUGGCGUACAAUAACAGCUGUCUUAGGCUAUCAUGGAAUUAGUUAUCAGUAACUUAAGAGGAGCCUCAUUUAUAGCAGGUGCUGAUGAUUUUGACACUUCAACGAAAUUACACCAGCAUAUUAUACAGUUGAAAUUCACUUGAAUAGCAGCCAACCCCAUGCAAUCCUUCACAAAAACUAAGCAACAACAACAACUCCAUAAAUCACUAAAGUUAAAGCACAAAAGAAUCCUCCAGCAGUAAACAAAGACAACCAAAGCACUGCUAGAAAGACAUCGCAAUUCACAGCACAAGCAAGCCAGCCACUGCGUGCCUGCUCUAACAUCAGCCCAGAGCACAUAACACUAGACAUAAGACGCUGACUUUCAACAAAAUGCAUACUUACAGUUUCGCUGCUCCUUCAUUAGGCAGUCUUCGUCUUCAUCAACCCCCUCAUUGUCCUCAUCAUGCACCAUCUGGGGCAACAUCAAGACUUAGUAUUACAACCACUGACAUUAUCCACUUUCCCUCAUUUCUUAGUGAUAUAAACAGUCAUGCAGCUUCCUAAUGAGCUACAUUUAGCUUUGACACUCGACAUCAUUUAGACAUUUUGAAUCCCAUUAAUAGGACACUUAGAUUAAGUGCUACAGUAAUACAAGUAAGAAUUAUAGUUGUUUAUGGUCCCCCAUGCAUGCAAUCAGAACAGCCUGCAGCCAUAUGAACCAAGCGGUUAUACUAAACAAGCAGCAUGGGUCAGCGGGUAUCACUUCAAUUAACAUAUUAUGUGAGCAAAACUAUAUAUCUAUAUUUAAUGUCUCUAUAUGUAAGUAUUACAUUAUUUUGGCAUAAAUAUUCUGAAGGGUGCAGGGUUGACUAUUAAUUUUUAAACUUGCAUUUUGCUUUACUUGAAUCAAUUUGACAUAGGGGAGCGUGGGGUAAGAUGAGCCAUUUUUUUAUAUCACUACAUCAAGGCAAUCAUAGUUUUGUCUCUAACUAGUGUAAAACCAACAGAAUGAGUGUAAACAUAACUGUCUUGAUAAUACAGCAUGCCAAAAAAAAGUGGUCUCCUAUGGUCAAUUUACCUGUGUAUGGGGUAAGUUGACCAUAGGAGCAGGGUAAGUUGAGCCGUAUCCCUACUACGACCUAUUUUUUUUGUAAAUAAGCCCCUUCACCCAUGUGCUUCUAACCUUCACGGACUCCAAGAAUUGAUGUCCAUCUCCUAAAUAUUUGGUCACAUGAUCAAUUUAUUUUACCAUUUCCUAGCAACAGGGGGUGGCUCAACUUACCCCACUCUCCCCUAUUCUAAUAUAGGGAUAUGUACAGUAUCUCUACAGAUAACUCAGGCUCAAAAGACUUAUGUACAUCUGUCCCAAUACCCACAUGUUGUUUUAUGUGUUAAUAUUGUUUAACAGCCCGGUCACUUACACUGAUCCUCUCCUUCAGGUUACUUGAAGCAGGAGACUUCAAGGAUUGAGGAGGAACAUGGAGACAAGUCCAAAUCAUGCACAAGUCCUUCUUCAAUCACGGGCUUUUUUGCUCUCAUUGGCCGACUGCUCUUCUACAGACCCAUUUGGACUGAGGAGAACCAGAACCACCACAACAUACGGUUCAUUUAUGUGGAUUUCAGUGCCUGGCACUUUGCAGGCAGUGACCUGCUGUGGGCCGGGAUCGUCAUCCGGCUCUUACACACCAUGCAGUGGAGCUUUGGGAAGUUAACACUCGUGCUGUACCGAGUCGCUCAGCAUGAUGAAGAGGAGGACGUCCUGAAGAAGGUUGGUGAACUGUAUGAACUUUUCUGUCUUUAAACUACGGCAGAAUUGCGCCUUGAGGCUAAAGAAGUAUCACUUCCUUAUAUGGCGAUCUUUUCCGCCUGUGUGUUCGGUUUGGCGCCAUUCAGCCUUUUUCUGUUUUCUAGCGGGUAUGAGCGAUCACGUGAUUGACGUAGUCUACGUCCGCCUGAUGCGUGGUUAUUUAUUUAUUUAUUUAUUUGACAGUUAGGCUAUGUUAAUCUAAAAAGAAAUUAAGUUGGAAAGAUUAUUCAAACCGACUUAAAUGUUGACAAACAUAUUUACCUGACAUCAUACCCUCCAACACUCUCGUUUUUCCCGGGACUCUCCCGUAUUCCAGUUUCCUGUGUUUCUGCUGAGCCUCACAGACACUGGAUUGAUACUUUUACUUCAAAGUUUGGGAUAAUUCAGGUCGGUUUAAGCUGUAAACUAUAUUUAAACGGUGUAUUGUUGCAAAAUGAACACUUAAAUGAAAGGGAAACAAAUGUGAGAUAUAAUAUUUACUUUAAUAGUCUUUCACGUGUUGGAGUGAUGCGUUCAGGGCAGCCUCAGAUAAAAGAGUGCUGUAUUGCAGGCACAGAUGUUCAGAGAGCCUCAUACAGGAGAGAGCAUGUGAAACAUAUGAGGACUUUAUCAAACAUAUUAGUGGACUAAAUAUGUUCAAGGCAUAUUGUAGCUAUUAUUUUGUAUUACCAUUUGUUAUUGUUAAAACAAAACAAGAAAGUGUGCAGCUUCACUUAUACUUAUUUGGAUUAGCAAUUUAAUGACAAAUACUCUCAUAAUUAGUUCAUAUCCACCACACUAGGUAACCCCCAAUCUCCUGGAUUUUAUAACCCAAAUAUUGUCAGGUAUGCCUGACAUAUCUCCCACUGGGCAUUUUUUUUUUGGUGUAAAAGAGGUCCAAUAGAUGAGUAAAUGUAGCCUAGACCAGUGGUUCUCAAUUGGUCUCACUCUGGGACCCAAAUUUUCCCAUGGUCCGUAAGGCACGACCCACUCAGGCCAUGUUAAUAAGAAACCGAGGAGGACCACAACAUAACGCCUGCCUUUCAAAAUAAGCUAUUUUGAAUAAGCAAAUAAGCAUCACAUGCACAUUCAAUUUUUACUUUUUUGACCAGCUGUUCACAACCCAUCCAGAACAUGGCCGCGACCCACUUUUCAGUCGGGACCCACCAGUUGAGAACCACUAGCCUAGACGACUGGUCUAAAAUCAGGCUUCCACGGGUCUAAAAAAAAAAGUUUUUUUAGAAGUCUAAAUUUAGACCAAGUUAAGACCGAGUUUAAAUCUGGGCUAUAUCUAUACCACACUGUGUAUUGCUCAACAGUUAUCAUAAUUAUUUUGUUUUUAAGUACUUGUAGAUCAGUUUUGCAACUCACAGUUGCUUUUUAGAUAAAUAGUUAUCGAAUAAUGGGUUAAAGUGCAACGUCUAAAUUCUCUCAUAAAAUGUACAGAAUCUAGACGUUUGAAAUUAGGCCUGUCUAAAAAAAAAAAAUUAGACGUCUAAUAGCCGUCUAUUGCUCAGUGGGCUACUUAUUAACCUCCUGAUGAGAGAGUUCAUGGUUGAAACAGGGCUGCCAUGCCCUUUAGGGUUAUCUCAAUGUGAUUUCUGUUUUUAGACUAACUGCAGUUUCACAUAUGGCUGCUGUAAAAGACCUUGUGAGUCUCUUCUUAAGACUGUCUCCAAAAGCCAAGAAGUUUUUGUGAUAAAAUGUCAAUUUUAUUACAAGAUGUCAAGACAUUCACAGGCUGAUGCAAGAAAAUUUUUUAUUUAGCCUAUAAUAACAAGUGGUAACUCUUCUAUGAACUCUCUGUUUUGAUUAUACUGACGCUAUAAUAUAUGAUGCACCAUAGAUUAGCUGUUUUAAACAAACAGUGCUGCUUAACAUGUUGUGUUCUCUGCUUUUUCUUUGUCUUGUGUUUCCAGUUGCUUCACAUCUUUUGCACAUUAUUGUAAAUAUUUUAAUUCUGUACCUAGUGAGGCUGACUGCAGACAAAUCACACCAACGUGUCCCUCUUUUGUUCUGUUUUUUCUUUUUUAGAAAUUGGAGAAUAAGGCUUACGAUUGGCGGUCCAAAAAGAUUUGCCUCUGCCCUCUGUGGCUUUUCCUCAUCAUUAUUAUUAUGAUACCAGUUGUGUUCCUGGUAGUCCUGUUGACUUUUGGGUCUCCGAAACCUGAUCUGGAAACAGGCGAUGAGGAAAAUCCGUCAGAUGGCCAGAAGGGUGUGACAGGUCUGUUAAUCGCUGCUAUAGGACUCCCUGCGGUGAGUGGUCUGAGGUUUGUCUACAGUAUCGCGAAAAACCUCAUCUUCAGCGAAGAUCUGAACAUCAAGAGCGGGAUGGAUAAUGAGAAGGUCAGCAGUAAACUGGGCUUCAUGGAUGAGGUAAGAAAGGAGAUGUGGUUUCUUACUCGUUUCAUCGAGUUUAUGGAGGUGUUUGAGAGGAGAAGGAUCCGGGUGAUACUGAAGAUCACCGAUCUGGACCGAUGUUCCCCGAAGAAAAUCAUUGCAGUGCUAGAUGCAAUUAAUAUUCUCCUUUCUAAUGAAGACAGUCCAUUCAUUUCCAUUCUGGCCGUCAACCCAGAAGUUCUUGUACGAAAGGUGAACUUUGCAGAUGGUAUUUUCAGCAAAGAGGACAGAGCUUAUGCUCUGUUGAACAGCAUCGUAACCCUGACCUUCACAGUCCCACCGCUCAGCGAUGAUUCAAAGAACAGGUUGUUUAAGAGCCUGAUCAGAAAUUCAAAAACAAGGAGGAAGGAUGGACGCAGAAGUGAGGGUCUUGAUAAGAAAGCUUCCUCUGAUGUAUCUAUAGUGGAGAUUGUGUUGGAAUCCAAAAAGUCAAAACCACUGAUUGAUAAAAGUCCACCAGCACCGGUUGUAAAUGAGGAAGAUGUAGAGGAGUUAGUGAAGAAGAUACUGACCAGCAAUGGAAGGAAACUAAACCAGUACAUGUUGGAUGAUACCAUGUCUAUGAGAAGGGUGAUCAAUUCAGUCCGAGUCACCGUGAUCAUCAUGAAAGCGCUGGAAAAAGAGCUUCCUCAACAGGACUAUAUUGCAGCAUGGGUGGUCUUGGCCAAUGAGUGGCCCUGUCGCCUCAGCUGGAUCAUCCAGUGUGUGGAGGAUGCCGAGCAGAGAGCAGCCAUUGAUGGUAAGAAGGUGGCCGACACUGAUGAGUCAAAGACCUUGUGGGAAGUCUUCAGGGAGUCCAAGGCAGAGCUCUAUGUGAUGAGUUCACAGAUUGAGGAGCUUCUUGAUCAAGAUGAGGAUCCUGAGAUGUUUGAAAGGUUUCUCCAAGUAGAUUUUCCAUUUACCAUAAAGGAUUUGAAGGCCUUUGAGGAGAUAACUGUGAACCUGGAUCACUCAAUCAGGAAGGAGCUGGCUCAGAUCAGAGGGACAUCCAGGCUGAAAGAUCUAGGGUGGAUGAGGGACCUUGCUCCUCUGCCAAUCACAACCAUCAUCAAAAUGAGCAAAGAGGAUGUUUGUGAAGAGGUAAGAAACGAAUAAACAUUUCAGGCAGGGUGGAGUUGAGGGUAUCCAUGGUUACUGGCCGUAGCAACAUAUGUUGUGUUAUUACAGAAAACAAAGCUUGAGCAGCCACUACCACAAAAGAACAUGUUGUGUAGAUGAUCAGCCAACUACAAACUCAUUUUCUUUGAAAUUUGAGAAUCAGCCGGUAGUUAUUUAUUUCAUUAUACCAUGAGCAACAACAGGAUAAUUUUCACUCAGCAUGAAUACCUGUCUGCACAGCAGAAGGGCACAGUGGAUUUGGUUUCCCUGCUGAGCAGUUUGAGGUGUACAGCUUGUUGCUGGCGGCUCUUCGUUGAAACGCUGAGUGUGGCUGCUCUUUCCUGGUCUGUUACUUCCUUGCAGUAUUUAACUUAAUGUACCUCAAAACCAUGCACUAAAACUUGUAUUUCCAUUGACAUCUUUACAACAAAUGAGGCCUCGUGUGUCGCCAUCCAGAUUCCUCUGAUUUAAGCUGCGGUGUAAUAGACACAGAGGUAGUUGAGGCAACAGCAAACAUUAAGGCUGUUAUCUGCCUAUGUGUAAUGCUUAAGUACAUGUUGCAUCAUGGCCUGUGAAUCCCUUAGCUUUGGUUGGCAGUUUUAAUCAACUCUUCCACCCAUGAGAACAUUACUUUGAGAGCUAGAUGAAUGACUGCAAAAACCUUCAAUGGCAUUUCUAAAAACACUGAUAAAAUGCAUCAAUAAUUGAGUUUAAUUCCACACGCAUUUCAGCCAAAGUGAAACAUUUGGGGAAAUGUUGCUUUAAUAGUUUUUUUUACCUCACAAUCUGGUGCAAACUAGAACUGAUGGGCUUGAUAAUUCAACAAAAAUGGGACUGCAGAUCAAUCAAUUAAGAGAGAAUCUCGACUGUAUUGAUAACAUCAAAAAUGUUCUUCUUCUUCCCAGUUGAUGAGGUUGGAUUACCCUGAUAAGUAUUUUGAUAUUGUGAGAAGCAAUAACCUCAAUGGUUCGGCACUGGUCUUUGGUGAUGCAGAUGACCUUAAGAAUCUCCUGAAUAUGACAUUUGGUGAAUGGGCAACAUUCAGACUGCACUUCCUUCCACACUUACCAUCCCGUCUCGGACCAGCACACAAGAGAACACCAACAAUGCUUUCCCACCCACAGAACCAGAUGUCUAGGUUUUAUGCAGCCCAUCAUAACUCCUCCAACUCCAGUCUGGCAAAAAAAUGAACAUAACACUUCAGCUUCAGUAAGUCUGAUAUCUCUAAUGCUGUGUUUUUAAUGCAUAACAUUUUAUAACAUACGAGUUAGCACCUGCUCUCUAUUUAAACUCUAUCAAGCCAUGCCAUGUUCUGUGAAAAGAGUAUAUUAUGAAACAACACAAUUGCACAUUUAUAUGUUAAUGUUUUAGAGAAGGUAGAAAUAGAAACUAAUCAGGAAGACAAGAAGCUGUGAAAUGUUGGCCAGUGAAACUAUAACCAUCAAAACCGUAGCCUCUUAAUCGUCUUUGAUAUUUUAAAAUGUAUUUCAAGAGCAUUUCUAACAUUUUGUAUUAUUAAAUAUACAAAAAAACUCUUUUACCUCUUUUAAUGAUGUACUGUCUUCUCCACUGUGACAUACUAUAUAUGACUGUAUUUAUCCAACCAGAGGAGUGUUACUCUCUGUUAUGGCUUCCUCAAGGGCUCCAACUGUG
Molecule: messenger RNA, 10641 nt
Organism: Xyrichtys novacula (pearly razorfish)
Lineage: Eukaryota; Metazoa; Chordata; Actinopteri; Labriformes; Labridae
Source: the annotation of a GenBank genome assembly